AUGCCUCCCCUCCACAUACUGCUCGGGCUUCUCCUCUUGCUCAAUCCUCCUCCUUGCUGCUCCUCUGCAGCUGCAAAUGGAGACAAGCUGACGGCAGGCCAAGCGCUCGCUGUUGGCAGCAAGCUCGUCUCCAGAAAUGGCAAGUUCGCCCUCGGCUUCUUCCAGCCAGCAGCUGCGGCGGGCAGCAUCAGUAAGUCGUCCCACAAUGCCACCUCCCCAAGCUCAGGCUGGUACCUCGGCAUAUGGUUCAAUAAGAUCCCGGUUUUCACCACCGUGUGGGUCGCUAAUAGGGAGGAGCCCAUCAUCCACCACAACCUUAACCUAACACAGCUCAAGAUAACAAGCGAUGGCAAUCUUGUCAUCGUAGUAACCCAUGCCGGCAACACCAAGUCUAUAGUUUGGUCCACUCACAUUGUCAAUAAUAGGACGCAUUCCAACGGGUUAAACACUACCACUACUCGUGCUGCCCUUCUCUUGAACACCGGAAACCUCGCCCUCACAUCUCAACAUACGAUGUUGUGGCAGAGCUUUGACUACCCAACCGAUCUCUUGCUUCCUACCGCCAAGUUUGGCAGGAACAAGAUCACUGGUUUUAGCCACCAGCUCAUCUCAAAAAAGAGCCUCAUUGAUCCCGGUGUAGGCUCAUACAACAUUGAACUACAAGACACCAACGGAUUCAUUCUCAAGCGCCGCAACAACCCCUCAAUGGUGUAUUGGCGUUAUGCAUCCUCCACAAUAUCAUCGUUGAAUCUCUUACCAGUACUCAAGUCACUCCUAGAUUUGGAUCCUCGGACCAAAGGGUUAGUUGAUGAUGUAAAUUAUGUUGACAACAACCAAGAGGAGUACUAUAUGUACACUUUACGAGAUGAAUCAUCGCCUUCCGCAUUUGUCUUGCUAGAUAUCUCUGGCCAAAUAAAGUUGAACCUUUGGUCGCAAGCCAGCAAGUCUUGGCAAACCAUAUAUGCCCAACCUGACAAUCCUUGUGAUCCGCCUGCAACUUGUGGGCCUUUCACAAUAUGUAGCAGCAAGCCAAAUCAAUCAUGUGAUUGUAUGGAGAACUUCUCUCAGAAGUCACCAUAUGAUUGGGAGUUUGAUGAUCGAACUGGAGGAUGCAUUAGAAAUACACUGUUACAUUGGACUCAUGAGAGAAACACGACAAGUUCAACAGACAUAUUCCACCCCACUUCUCAAGUUCAAUAUCCGUACAACUCGCAAAGCAUACUCAAUACUACCACCCAAAGAAAAUGUGAAGAAGCUUGUCUCGGUUCCUGCUCCUGCACUGCUUAUUCCUAUAACAAUAGAAGAUGUUCUGUCUGGAAUGGGGAAUUACUUAAUGUAAUUCUAGCUGAAGGCAUUGAUAACACAGCAGAACAUGUCCUUUACCUUCGCCUUGCAGCCAAAUAUUUUCUACCAAGUUUGAGAAAAAACAAAAGAAAACCAAAUCUUAGAGUUGUUACUGCUGCAAGCAUUAUUGGUUUUGGAUUACUAAUGUUCACGCUAUUGCUACUGAUUUGGAGGAACAAAUUUAAGCGGCGUAGUCUUCUGUCAAUAAGCUAUGACAAUCAAGGGAGUGCUGGUGGGAUUAUAGCCUUUAGAUACACGGAUUUAGUUCAUGCUACUAAGAACUUCUCAGAAAAGCUGGGUGGAGGUGGUUUUGGUUGUGUAUACAAGGGAUUAUUAAGUGACUCAAAGACUAGUGUAGCAGUUAAAAGGCUUGAUGUUGCCCAUCAAGCAGGAGAGAAGUAA
Molecule: messenger RNA, 1746 nt
Organism: Triticum turgidum subsp. durum (durum wheat)
Lineage: Eukaryota; Viridiplantae; Streptophyta; Magnoliopsida; Poales; Poaceae
Source: the annotation of a GenBank genome assembly